Molecule: messenger RNA, 2242 nt
Organism: Trifolium pratense (red clover)
Lineage: Eukaryota; Viridiplantae; Streptophyta; Magnoliopsida; Fabales; Fabaceae
Exons: 1
Coding region: 566-2014 (482 amino acids)
Source: RefSeq, a predicted model, not a curated record
GUUCGAUAGGGUGCCACGCAAGUUAGAGAUCCCACCUUAGCUGUUUUGUUCUGUUUCCAACAGCAUCACUUAAUAUCGCAUACUUCUUCUUCUUCUUCACUCUCAUUCACAUGCUUCCUUCUCCUUCAACUUUUUUUCAUCCCCAUUUUCUUUUUCAGAUCUAAACACUUUUAAGUAACAAACCAAAAAAAAGCUCUUCAUUUUCAUAACAAUUUGAAGAACUAUAAAUAACAUGAACAUGAAGUAGUAACAUCUUGUUCAGUUCUCACAAUGAUGGGUUUCAACCCAUCAUCCAAAAUGGGUAGUCCCAAAAACUUGCAUGAAUCAUCACAGAAAAAAAGAGUUCCAACAAGAGUCUGGUUAAGCUUCCAAAUAUCAAUGGCUGUCCUCGUGGGUGGAAACCAUACAUCAUCAAGGUUUUGUACUCGCUAAAUUCUUCUCUUUUUCUUCUCUUUGGCUUUUCAACAAUCUCUCAAACAAUCUCUCUAAAAUUCCUCAAAGUUCUCGUCUUUUUGACAAAAUAAACAAACCCUUUUGUUCUUAGAGAUCCAAACUUGGAAAUUUCAUGGACACAAAGAUCCUGAAUUUCCAGAUCCUUAAUGGGUCAAUCAAACGGCGCGUGUUCUUUCGUUCAAUUCUACUUGCAGCUACCAUUUCCAUGGUUGCUCUUCUUCGUCUUCGCGCCUUAUCGGAUUUCAAUUUUGGAAAUUUAGUUCCAAUUGCAACCAAUUUCAAUUGUUUUGCAGAUUCAGAUAACAACGUCACUUUGAACCAACCCAGUUCCAAUUUCUUUCAGAAUCGCUUCUGGGGUGUUAUGAAUUGUGAAAAAGACGUUAACUUGACAGUGAAUGUUGUCACUGAAUUAAUGGGUAUGCAGUUUUUGAACAGUGAAGCUAAUACCCUUUGUGUUGGUGAAGGUUCUUCAAUGGCUGUUAAAGCAAUGAAACAGUUGGGUUUUUCAACUGUUAGUGGUGUUUACACCAACCGUUUUUUCUCCCUCAAGAUGAAGAGGUUCAUUUAUGAACUAGAUUAUCAAGAUUGUUCAUUUGACUUUGUUUUAUCUAGGGAUCUUGAUAAGGUUUCUGUACCUGCGUUGCUUGUACUUGAGGUUGAGCGUGUUCUUAAACCUAAUGGAAUUGGUGCACUUCUUGUUGGUGCUAAAAGUUCACAUCACAAUGAUUUGAUUAGAUCAGCUACACCAGUUUCAUCAUUGUUGAGAUCUUCUAGUGUUGUUCAUGUUGAUUCUAUUGAUGGUGAACUUAAUCUUGUUGUUUUCAAGAAAAGAUCUCAAAAUGCAACAACUUUUUUCAAUCACAAUCAGAUUAGUUUACCUGCUGAUUGUCCUAGCUUGACAUUAACCAAGCCUCUCAUAGAUCUAAUGGAACCUCUUGUGAGCGAAAAACCGAUGCUCGUGUCACCGGUUUCCUAUUUGCCUAAGUUUGUUGAUGUUUCUGCUAGGAAGAGGUUGGUUUAUAUUGAUAUUGGUGUAGGAGAGCUUUUGAAUGCAAAUGUUAGCGAUUGGUUCCUACCAUCAUAUCCAAUUGAUCAGAAAGAUUUCAAUGUGUAUUUUGUUCACUACAACACUUCGAUAAUGUUGUCUUAUGUGAAGAGGCCCGGUAUCACGUUUGUUUAUCACCCUGGAUUAGCCGGUAAAGUCACCGCCGAAGUUGAUGAUAUCGGAGAUAAAGACGAAGAUCUAGAUCAUUAUGGUGGGGAAGAAGAGUUUGAUUUCCUUGCUUGGUUCAAAGAAACUGUGCAAUAUGCUGAUUUUGUUGUCUUGAAGAUGAAUGCAGGAGAAGUUGAACUCAAGUUCUUAUCUGAUGUAUUUGACAGUGGAGCUAUAUGCUUUGUUGAUGAAUUGUUUCUAAGAUGUCCUGAGAAAAGUGAUGAUGAUAAAACUAAUGCCUUGACAAGCAAGGAAAAUUGCAUGGAUGUUUACAAAAGUCUCAGAAGCAAUGGUGUCUAUGUGCAUCAAUUGUGGGGAGAUGAAAUUGCUUACAAGACCAAACCUUAGGUGUUUAGCCUUUGGUGAUUAUGGUGUGAAAAUAAAUUAUGUUGUUUGAAUUUCUUUGUGUUUGAUCAUGUAUUUGGACUAUAGUCCAAUGAUCUUGUGUGUUGUUGUAUGUUAAGGUUAUGUAGGAUGCUAUGGACAUCUUAGUGCUUUAUGGUUGGGUGCUUAAUAUUAAAUAAACAACCAUUGUUGUUGUGGUUUGCUAGUAAAAUAUGUGUGGAUUAUUUGUGA